AUGCAACUGCAAAAGCAAACACGGGUAGUGAUAUUAUAUGGCAACAAGUGGCUAACAGAUGAUCCAGAAUGUGCUUCCACUUUCUCCCCCCACCCACAGAUGCCCGAGAUUGAGAAAUCCUGCUAUAUACAGCACUAUUCUGGAAGAUCAGCAAUUAUAUCAACAGUUAUUUCAAAAAGAGAUAAACAGAAACAAAACUGCCUUAAAAUGUCUACUGUAGAAAACGUGAAAAGUUUGCCAAUGACAGGGCUGAGCAGGAGGUGCCAUCAUGGGAGUCAGCAUCCCCACAACAAGCACCGAAAGGUUCGGCGCAAGGAGCCCAAGAGUCAGGACAUCUACCUGAGACUGUUGGUCAAGCUGUACAGAUUUCUGGCCAGACGAACCAACUCUACCUUUAACCAAGUCGUGUUGAAGAGGUUGUUCAUGAGUCGCACCAACCGGCCACCUCUGUCCCUUUCCCGGAUGAUCCGGAAGAUGAAGCUGCCUGGCCGGGAAAACAAAACAGCUGUGGUUGUAGGGACCAUAACUGACGACACGCAUGUCCAGGAGGUGCCCAAACUGAAGGUGUGCACACUGCGUGUGAGCGGCCAUGCCCGGAGCCGCAUCCUCAAGGCUGGAGGCAAGAUCCCCACCUUCGACCAGUUGGCCCUAGACUCCCCCAAGGGCUGUGGCACCGUCUUGCUCUCUGGUCCACGCAAGGGCCGAGAGGUGUACAGGCAUUUUGGCAAGGCCCCGGGAACCCCGCACAGCCACACCAAACCCUACGUGAGAUCCAAGGGCCGGAAGUUCGAGCACGCCAGAGGCCGCAGGGCCAGCCGCAGCUACAAAAACUAACCCCAGAUCCUGCCUUGUUAUUAAAGAUUUUGAAUGC
Molecule: messenger RNA, 871 nt
Organism: Neomonachus schauinslandi (Hawaiian monk seal)
Lineage: Eukaryota; Metazoa; Chordata; Mammalia; Carnivora; Phocidae
Product: ribosomal protein L18-like
Exons: 3
Coding region: 1-834 (277 amino acids)
Biological process (GO): translation
Cellular component (GO): ribosome; cytosolic large ribosomal subunit
Molecular function (GO): structural constituent of ribosome; RNA binding
Source: RefSeq, a predicted model, not a curated record